Molecule: messenger RNA, 5451 nt
Organism: Oreochromis niloticus (Nile tilapia)
Lineage: Eukaryota; Metazoa; Chordata; Actinopteri; Cichliformes; Cichlidae
Gene: shroom2b
Product: shroom family member 2b
Exons: 10
Coding region: 680-5071 (1463 amino acids)
Biological process (GO): actin filament organization
Cellular component (GO): cortical actin cytoskeleton; apical junction complex; adherens junction
Molecular function (GO): actin filament binding
Source: RefSeq, a predicted model, not a curated record
CAAACGACUCACGGACUGGUACUGGUCUGUUGCCCGGGGGUUGGGGACCGCUGUCCUAGAGUAUUGGUCAGAUGUUGGUGGAAGUUGCACACUGUGAGCUCAUUGUAUUAUUUUACGGGCAAUAACCUGUGAAUCGUGAAGAAUCGUGUGCCGGAUCAGAGUCACUGACAUUCUGGUUAAAAGCUGCUGUAUAACUAAUAUUAUCCUUAUAUGCUGAGGUUAGUUAUUAGCCAGCUAGAAACUGAUGAGAGCGGGGUAGUCACAGUGAAGAAAUAAAACUAAAAGGAAUCCACGAGAACCAGUGAUUACCAAAUAAAACAGGAAAUAGAUUUAAGCAUAACUAUCCAGAACCAGUUAGAGGUUUAUGGGAAAACCGUCCUCAGCACCCUCACUCUGUCACCUCAGUGAACACUUUCCAGAUGACUUCAUGAGCUCAACUGCUAGUUUCAGAUCAUUCUGGGGAAAAAUGUGAAGCUUAUUUUGUAAAUUAAGGUCACGUGUAGACUGAAAAAGGAAAGGAGGUGUACGUGUCUUCGAACUGUGGGAAAAACCAGAGCAUCUGGAAAUUAAUAAGUAAAAAACUACAUUUGAUUGACAUCUUUUAUUCUAACUUUUGACUUUUCCUCCACCUUUUCUUCUUCCUGCUUCUCUUCUUCGCCCACUGCCCAUCAGGGUUAAAAUGGUAGAUGUUGUGUCACCAAGUACAAUGCCGUCAGAAAAUGAGGUGCAUGUGGCGAGGAGCUUUCUCACCAAGAUUUUGCGAAGUUCUAUGAGGAAGAACCGCUUCAAGGGGAAGAAUGACCCAGGCUCACGUCCUCAUUCCUGGUACGCCUCGAAGCUGACAGAGGAGGAGCCUCCUGAGAGAGAGGCUACCCAAGCCCCAGUCUGGCAGCCAAAGCAUGAAGCAAGGCCCAAAGAGUCGUCCACUCAAGGAGAUCAGAACAUUCAGCUUCAGCAAACCAGUCAGAUCAGCUCAGUGAAAAACAUGGAGAAACUUGAGCGUCCCUCACAUCCCUACCCAGCAGGUCGUCUUUCCCCAAAUAAAUACACCAGCAGUGCUGAGCCAAUCUGUGGACCGGGACCAGGCAAGAGGGACUCUGGGUUCAGCUGUUUCUCAAGUGGCUCCAGCCCCCCUGUUCAUGACCUUAAUGCAUCUGGUAGAAAGGGAACAAGCACUGAAAGCUUUUUCUUCAAGGGUGUUCACAAUGAAGGACCUCAGCCGAAUGAGCGGCCCAGAUAUCUGCAGCCAGCACUGGGGAACGGAGGCUGGAAGGAGCAGCCAGCAUCUCGUGUUUCCAUUGCAGGGAGACCCAACGUAGGCCCAGUGUGGCAGGUACCAGACAGGAAAAAGUCUCAGUCUCCUCCUCCGCCACCUCCUCCCCUGCGUAGUGACAGUUUUGCAGCUACAAAGGUGUUUCCAUACUCUGAAGGUCCAGCAAAAAGCCAAGGCACAUCAUUUGAAAAGCUGCCAGAAAGUAACCACCACAAUGGCAUCAGAUCCCAUCAGGAGAAAUCCUCAGAAACCAGACGUAGCUUCAACCCAAUGCCUGCCAAAGACUUCCUCCAUCCAAACAUGCCGGCUGAUUACAACCACAACCAGCUCAACCCCAACAAACACUUCUCUUUGUCCAGCAGUGAUGUCAGACAGUUUCAUUACACCCAACCACCUGCCCACCAGAGGCAGUUCAGUGAUGAAAGUCCCUUCUACUUCCUGCAGACUAGAAAGGCUCCUCCCACCAAGACUCAAAGUGUAGGAAGCUACUACCGCAGCCUCCAGGAUCUGCCCACAAAUGCUUUCAGCCGCAGGCAGAUGCCGCACUCUGCAGCAUCCAUGGUAAGCACUGCUGCAAACCCAAACCUGGAGAGUGGAGGGCAUAAGAGAUACUACGGUCUUGCAAGUAAGACUGCGGAGUACAAGGCUAGGCAGGGCAAAACUGAAAGCCGGAUGACAGAAACAGGGUACCCAAGUUCUCUGAAGACUAACACUAAGGCAAAGUACUCACUGCCUCAGUCCCAAAUGCCUUAUAUUGAAAAUAAGGAAUGCCAUACCCAUUCCCACUUUGGGAAUGGACUUCACUACAACCACCAGACCUCUGAAAUUUCUGUUCAAAGACGUAGUCCAGAGGAUACUGCAAAGAGAGGCGAAGGUCACACUAAUGACAUGAAAAUACAGUUUCCAGUACAUCAAGUCAAAGAUCACAAGGCUAGUCUUCCAAGACAUCAAGACCCAUGGGUCCCUCAAGAAGACCAACGAAUAACCGCCCUGAAAACUCCACUCCUCCACUCCCUGACUCUGGAAAACAAGACCCUGGCAGCAACAACUACAACUGUCUUGUCCACCCAGGACACCAGUGACACCAUGGCUGCUAGCAGUGGAAAAGCAAAUCGCCGCAGUGACCGUUAUGCCACCACUCUUCGGAAAGAGAUCCAGCAGAAGCGAGCCCAGCUGCAAAAGAGCCGCAGUGCUGCAACUCUGACUUGUGAUGCAGAGGAUGAGGAUGCAGAGGAAUGGAGAUCUACGGAAGCUUCUGCAUCUUCUGCUGCUUCCUAUUCAAAUACUUACAAGGACCACCUGAAAGAGGCGCAGGCCAGGGUCCUCCAGGCCACUUCAUUCCAGAGACGAGACCUAGAACCCCAGGGACCAGAGGCCUCUGUGCUUAAAACCUCAAAUGGGCGCGCUAGAGGACGUAAGCGAUGUCAACUGGCAAAGAGGACGCACUCGUUUUCAGAGCCUGACAAAAUGGACAAAGUGGGAGUGGAAAGAGAAUCCCAAACAGGCUCAUUUGGGGAGCGGAGGAAGUUCUUUGAGGCGAAACCAGCCUUUUCCAGGCCUGUACUGAAGUCAAGUCAGAGUGCAAACUUGAACACAGACCUGGAUGAGUUGGGCAAACCCAAAGAGAGAGCACCUUCUAUAGGGUCUGUUGAGCCUCAUCCAUCCACAGACUCCAACCACCUCAACCCUGGACAUAACGAAGUCUUACUAGAGCAGCAGAGGCUCGGAACAUUUGCUGAGUAUCAGGCCACAUGGAACAAGCAGAAGAAGUCAUCGGAAGGCAAGACACAAGGGCGGUAUCACUCAGCGGAGAAUAUCUUAGAUGCAGGUGCAGAAGAGAAGGCCAUCUGCAUCCAUGAGAGAUCCAGAUCUUCGCCUUCUGCAGACUUCUAUACACAGAAAAUUCCUUCUUCUUGGAGAGACACUCAGGCCCAAAAGGGCAGUUUAGCUACCAGAGUGAAGUCGGAGAGUCGGAGUUACGAGCCUGACCACAGCCCACAGCUGGUCGAGGGCCCCUCCCCAGGGCUCCCUGACCACAGGACAAAUCCCGCUGCCAUUCCCGCCCACACCACGCUGUCCUCCGGCCCUCGGAGCCUCAGCCCCAGCCCUGGUUCCAAGCACCCAGCCCAGCCGCCACAAACCCAGAGCCUCCUGCCGCCACCCAGGCCCCAUUUAGGCCUAGAAACCACAUCCUCCUCCCAGGAAUUCCUCGCUGGCGCCCAGGCAGACCCGGCUGGAGUCCAGCCUCUGUCCAGCUCUGCCUCUGACACCCAGCACCAUGCUGCCACCUCCACCUCCACUGCCGCUGCUGAUCAGGUCUCCUCUGCUGGCCCCGCCUCGGCCAGCUCCCCUCGCCUCAGAGAGAUGUCCUGUGCAGAUGCGAGCAAAGCAGCUGAAGGACAUGAGGUGAAGGAACAGUCACCUUCUCCUUCCUCAUCCCCACUCUCCUCCUCCUCCACCUCCUGCACGGCCCCUCUGCCUCUUCCCGGGCCCGAUGGAGCACGGUCCCCCUCGCCACAGUUUGCGCCACCGAGGCUGACCGACAGACCGCCCGCCGCGUCUGUGCAGAAUGACUCACUGCUCAGGUCAGAAAGUGAAUCAAAGCGCCCCGCAGUGAUGGACGUUAGCGGUCAGGUGAGGAAAGUCCCCGUGAGGAUCGUCCACGCUGAGAGCAGCACAGGACGCGAGGGUCGAGCCUACCUGCCUCAGAACAGCGGGUCCUGCAGCCUGCCCGAGCUGCCACCAUGCAUCCCUUCCCUGGGCGCCGCGGAGCGUUUGUCCUCAUCUCGGUUCAGCACCUACAACCGCCAGGCGGCACAGGAGUCAGCCCCUGAGCCCAGUUCACCUGGGCCCCAACAUUCAGAGGAGGAUGCCAAGAGAGAGGAGCUGGUGAGGGACAUUAUGGGUAAAGACAAGUCUCUGGUGGAGAUACUGGACCAGAGUGGCAGGAAGACCACCAUGGACCUGAUGGAGGGGCUCUUCCCACCAGAGGAGGAGAUCCUGGAGGGGGCCCAGCAGCGCAGGAAGGCCCCAGCUGGAUCCAGACUGCUCACAUCGUCCCCCAGGAGCACAGACAGAAGGGAGGAGGAGGAAGUGUCUGUAUCAGCAGCCGCCUCACUAGUCCCCAGCUCCUCCUACUAUAACACGUCAGCUCCUAAAGCUGAGCUCCUCAUCAAGAUGAAGGACAUGCAGGAGCAGCUGGAGGAGCAAGACUCAGAGGAUGAGCUGGAUGUUGAUCUGGUCAAUAAAAAGCAAGAGCUGAUCUCCAGCCUUGCGAAGAAGCUGGAGGUGCUGCGGGAGGCAAGGCAGAGCCUGCAGGAGGAUGUGGAGGACAACGAGGCUCUGGGCCGUGAGGUGGAGGCCAUCGUGCAGCGCGUCUGUCAGCCCAACCAGCUCGACAAGUUCCGCAUGUUCGUGGGAGACCUGGACAAGGUGGUGAGCCUGCUGCUGUCACUGUCGGGCCGGCUUGCCCGGGUGGAGAACGCCCUCAACAGCCUGGAGGAUGAAGCACCGCCAGAGGAGAAGCGAACCCUGACUGAGAAACGGAAGCUGCUGAUGCGGCAGCACGAAGACGCCAAGGAGCUGAAGGAGAACCUGGACCGUCGGGAACGGCUGGUGUCCAGCAUCAUGGAGACCCACCUGGACAUGGAGAGCCUGGACGACUACAGGCACUUUGUGAAGAUGAAGUCUGCGCUCAUCAUCGAGCAACGCAAGCUGGAAGAUAAGAUCAAGCUGGGCGAGGAGCAGCUGAAGUGCCUGAUGGACAGUCUGCCACUAGAGCAGAGACCACUGCUCUGAAUCAGUCAAGAGGAUGAACCAUGUGGCAUUUUUAUAUGAACAUCUUUGAAUUGUGUGUGAGUUUGUGACCUCAGCCUGGAUUUGAUGCUGGUGGAGUUGCUGUUUGUUAAAACCAAACUGAGGAGCCUCAGAAACCAAAUCAGACACCAGGAUUAGUCAGUUACACCUUAAACAGCUUAGAGUGGACCACCACUGCUCAUUUCCAGCUCUUAUUGUGGUUCUUGGACUCUCCUAGAGUAGCUUCACAUGACUCACAGGUUAAAAUUGUUCUUUUUUUUUCUUUUUUCUGGGCCCUGGUGCAGCGCGACAACAGCUGUUUUACCUUCUAUAUGUCUGAUUGGUUGCCCCUCGUAAACAGUGUGUGGGUGGGACUUCUCCAC